Penicillium lagena is the source of this 399-nucleotide messenger RNA. RefSeq lists its product as uncharacterized. The record is from RefSeq and is a predicted model, not a curated record. Gene Ontology annotation, biological process: retrograde transport, endosome to Golgi; endoplasmic reticulum to Golgi vesicle-mediated transport. Gene Ontology annotation, cellular component: Golgi cis cisterna; endoplasmic reticulum; COPII-coated ER to Golgi transport vesicle. Lineage: Eukaryota; Fungi; Ascomycota; Eurotiomycetes; Eurotiales; Aspergillaceae. The transcript has 4 exons. Bases 1 to 399 code for a protein of 132 amino acids.
AUGCCGACAGAGAUCGGUGUGGUCUUCUGCUCAGCCGGCGGCUUGUUUCUGUUUGGAGGAGUGAUCAUGUUCUUUGAUCGAUCCAUGCUUGCCAUGGGCAAUAUCCUCUUCCUCAUCGGCCUGACCCUCAUCAUUGGUUUCCAGAAGACCAUGGUCUUCUUCUCGCGUCCCCAGAAACUCAAGGGUACCGCUGCGUUCACCGCGGGUAUCAUCUUGAUCCUGCUCCGCUGGCCUCUGACAGGCUUCCUGAUCGAGCUGUACGGCCUGUUCAUCCUCUUCGGCGAUUUCCUCGUCACCAUCGGUCAAUUCGCGGGCAACAUCCCAGUCGUGGGACCGUAUAUUCAGCGCGGUCUCGAGAUUCUGGCUGGUGGGAGGAGCAAUGCCGAACUGCCGGUAUGA